Eutrema salsugineum is the source of this 1416-nucleotide messenger RNA. RefSeq lists its product as uncharacterized. Gene Ontology annotation, molecular function: RNA-DNA hybrid ribonuclease activity; nucleic acid binding. The transcript is spliced from 3 exons. Bases 1 to 1416 code for a protein of 471 amino acids. NCBI's taxonomy places the organism in Eukaryota, Viridiplantae, Streptophyta, Magnoliopsida, Brassicales, Brassicaceae. The record is from RefSeq and is a predicted model, not a curated record.
AUGCCGGGCAUAAGUAUCGACGUGACCUGUCACGAGCUGAACGUGGACCCAACCUUCAAACCGAUCAAGCAAAAAAGGAGGAAGCUCGGUCCCGAACGAUCUAAAACCAUUAACGAUGAAGUAGAAAGACUGCUCAAAGUAGGAUCAAUCGCUGAGGCGAAGUACCCGGACUGGCUUGCUAUUCCGGUGGUCGUGAAGAAGAAGAACGGCAAGUGGCGAUUCGAGUGGGACGAGCGAUGCGAAGCAGCUUUCGAGGAGCUGAAGAGUUAUCUAGCAAGCCCGCCGGUCUUGGCGAAACCAGUAGAGGGAGAGCCCCUCUUCCUUUACAUCGCUGUAUCCGCUACGGCCGUAAGCGGAGUACUGAUAAGAGAAGAGCGAUCCGAACAAAAAUCCAUCUUUUACGUCAGUCAGACAUUGACCGAUGCCGAGACUCGUUAUCCUCAGAUCGAGAAGGUCGCCCUAGCCGUCGUAGUAUCGGCUCGCAAGAUGCGUCCAUACUUCCAAUCACAUUCGAUUAUUGUGCUCGCGACCCUUCCGCUGCGCUCGAUCCUGCACAGCCCGAGCCAAUCUGGGCGGCUCGCCAAAUGGGUCAUAGAGUUGAACGAGUACAACAUCGAGUAUCGAAAUAGGUCAUCUGCAAAAUCUCAGGUGCUCGGAGAUUUUCUCAUCAAACUUCCGACCGAGGUGACAACCGAGCCAACUCCAGACGAAAUUUGGACGCUGCACGUCGACGGCUUGUCAUCUAAACACGGCUCAGGAAUAGGAAUCUGUCUCACCUCUCCCACCGGAGAGAUAUUGGAGCAAUCUUUUCGCCUAAAUUUUCACACCUCAAACAACGAAGCAGAGUACGAAGCACUGAUCGCUGGCCUACAACUAGCGCAUGGAAACAAAGUUUGGAAAAUAAGAGUCUUUUGUGACUCACAGCUCGUAGCAAAUCAAUUUAACGGAGAGUACGAGGCGAAGGAUGGAAGGAUGGGAGCUUACCUUAGAGUAGUCCAAGAUCUGGUACGAAAGUUUGACGAGUUCGAGCUCACACGAAUACCCCGAGAGGAGGUGGAAGGAGUUCGGCUGAUCAAUCCUCCCGAGGAAGAACCUGAGAACGGCGAAGCAAUCACCGUGGAAGAAGACGCCUUGCUAACCAAGCUGGAGUACGGCUGCGACAAGGAAUGGCUCGGAGUUAUCCGAGUCUACAUCGCCGAUGGAGAAAUACCAUCCAACAAGUGGGAAGACCGCAAAUUAAGGGCUCAAGCCGCACGAUACGUCCUCGUCGACGGAGAGGUGUUCAAAUGGAGAUUUUUAGGACUGCUAAUGACGUGUGUCGAGGGACCAGAAGCAAGAAAGAUAAUGCACGAAGUGCACAGCGGCGCGUGUGGAAAUCACUCUAGCGGAAGGUCACUCGCGAUCAAGAUAAAAUGA